ACGCGUAUUCAUCUACUUGCCUCUUGUUGGUUGCGAGUAGUGACGCCAUCAACAAGCGACGCUCACUAUCCCACACGAAAGUGAUUGACCCUAGAAAACACGUUAUUAGUUCGUAAAUACACGUCAUUAUCAUGGCAACAGAAGGGGUAGAAAAGACGAGUGACGAUCCAUUGCAACCAGGUAAAGUCGGCACCAGAUUUGACCUGGAGAAGGAGACUGAACUUCGUUUUGAGGUGGAAGCUGGGGAGGCUGCGGAGCAUGUUGAGUUAGAACUCCUUACAGGAAUGGCAGAAGUGUUUGGGUCAGAAUUGAACCGAAACAAGAAGUACACUUUUGGAGCAGGCGCCAAGAUCGCAGUAUUCACCUGGCAAGGUUGCAGUGUCAACCUAUAUGGAAAACCAGAGGUGGCUUACGUGUCCAAAGAUACUCCCAUGCUGCUCUACCUGAACACUCAUGCCGCACUGGAACAAAUGAGAAAACAGGCAGAGCGGGACAAUGAGAGAGGGCCAAGGGUGAUGGUGGUGGGACCGACUGACGUGGGCAAAUCAACGGUGUGUCGACUCUUACUGAGCUACGCUGUGAGAGUGGGCAGGAGACCCACCCUGGUGGAACUGGAUGUCGGCCAGAGCGGGGUAUCAGUACCAGGGACAGUGUCAGCGCUGUGCAUCGAACGUCCAGCAGAUGUGGAAGAGGGCUUCUCAGUCCAGGCUCCUUUGGUCUACCACUUUGGCUCGACUUCUCCAGGGACCAACAUCAAACUUUACAACAAGCUGACAUCGUGCCUGGCUGAAGUGUUUUCUCAGCGCUGUGAGGUGAACAGGAAAGCCAGCGUGGGAGGCUGUAUCAUCAACACAUGUGGCUGGGUGAAGGGCUCUGGUUACCAGGCUCUGGUCCACUGCGCCUCUGCCUUCGAGGUGGACGUGGUGCUAGUGCUGGACCACGAGAGGCUCUACAAUGAACUAAAACGAGAUCUUCCUCACUUUGUCCGCGUCGUGCUCCUGCCCAAAUCAGGGGGAGUGGUCGAGCGCUCCAAGGAGUGCCGACGCGAGGUUCGGGAUGAGAAAAUCCGAGAAUACUUCUACGGCUUCCGGGGAGUGUCCUUCUACCCUUUCUCAUUUGAAGUGCGUUUCUCUGAUGUGCGAAUCUAUAAAAUCGGGGCACCUUCCAUCCCAGACUCAUGCCUGCCAUUAGGAAUGUCUCAGGAUGACACUCAACUGAAACUGGUGCCUGUGACGCCGGGAAGAGACCUCACCUAUCAUGUGCUGAGUGUUAGCAGUGCAGAGGAUGGAGACGAGGGAGCAAGAAAGGGAAUCGUGGAGAGUCCCGUGUGUGGCUUUAUUGUGGUGACCAAUGUAGACACACAAGCACAGGUGAUGAAAGUGUUGUCUCCAGCUCCCAGACCGCUGCCCAGACACACACUGCUCAUCAUGGACAUACGUUUCAUGGACACUAAAUGAGGUGACGCACUCUUGUGUUUUUGGGCUAUGCUGAUCCUGAUGACCUCAAAUAAUGCUGUGCUAAAAUACCCGAAUCUAUUGUAAUAUAGUUUCCAGUUUAUUAACUAGACUGCAUUGUGCUAUUAUUGACAGGUGAUACUUCAUAGUCUGUUGUCAUUUUCUUUCUUGUCUCAUUGGAAAUACAAACGUUUUUUUUUUCUCGUCUUAUCGAAAAGAUGUUCUUUAAGAAUACAAAUAAACUUCCCCCUUAACGUUUGUGCACUGCUUAUUCACCCAUCCGUUAACUGUAACGCUUGUCCUCAUUAGGGUUGAGAGUGAGCUGGAGCCCAUUGUAGUUGACAUUGUGCAAGAAGCAGGGUCCACCCUGGGCUCGUUGCCAAUCAUGUUUUUGGAGUGUGGGAGCAAGCCGGAGUACGUGAAGAAGACCCACACAUGCACAGGAAAACAUGCAAACUGCACAGAGGAAGCUUGCCAAAGAAGUGUGAGGCAGAUGUGCUGCACCUUGCUGCCCAUUACUGGUUCAGAUUAAUGUUAUAACUGCCCUUAAAAAUACUGUAUCUUGGAUUUUGCCAAAGGUCCUCUCGACAACAACAGAUUCUUAAUGAGUUUGCUUUCAGACUAAAUAAAGGGACAACAAAAUACAAACAUGUUUACAGGAUACUCCCGAUGAUGUUGAACUAUCAACGAAUGUUGGAAAGUACUCUGAACUCUUCACAGCUCAUUUGUUUGUUCAACACUUGACACCUUACUUUGCAGGUCAUAUUUAACAUUCCUGAGUUAC
Messenger RNA from Hippocampus zosterae (dwarf seahorse), 2238 nucleotides. It is a transcript of the gene clp1, whose product is annotated as cleavage factor polyribonucleotide kinase subunit 1. NCBI's taxonomy places the organism in Eukaryota, Metazoa, Chordata, Actinopteri, Syngnathiformes, Syngnathidae. Gene Ontology annotation, molecular function: polynucleotide 5'-hydroxyl-kinase activity. The coding region runs from base 132 to 1457 and encodes 441 amino acids. The record is from RefSeq and is a predicted model, not a curated record. Gene Ontology annotation, cellular component: nucleus; mRNA cleavage factor complex. Gene Ontology annotation, biological process: tRNA splicing, via endonucleolytic cleavage and ligation. The transcript is spliced from 6 exons.